Messenger RNA from Westerdykella ornata, 2326 nucleotides. Its product is annotated as TPR-like protein. The transcript has a single exon. Gene Ontology annotation, molecular function: protein binding. Bases 203 to 2239 code for a protein of 678 amino acids. Gene Ontology annotation, cellular component: Prp19 complex; post-mRNA release spliceosomal complex; precatalytic spliceosome. The record is from RefSeq and is a predicted model, not a curated record. Gene Ontology annotation, biological process: mRNA splicing, via spliceosome; spliceosomal complex assembly. NCBI's taxonomy places the organism in Eukaryota, Fungi, Ascomycota, Dothideomycetes, Pleosporales, Sporormiaceae.
CCCAAGCUCCACAGCAGAUCAUCUCCCACAGUAGUUUGCGUUAAGCUGCCCGUACAGCGCCGAGGCGGACGCGCUCACAUCCGCAUACGGCUUUCCCGAAACCUAAAGGCAUCCUGGACCUCUCUCAUUUGCUCUCUCAUCUCAAUACCCACAGCAACAACCACCACAACCACCUCCCAAUUAUCACAGCACCACCGCAACCAUGGACUCCUCCUCGCGCGGCCAACCGCGCGUGAAAAACAAAGCCGCCGCGCCCAUCCAAAUCACAGCCGAGCAACUCCUCCGCGAAGCCGUCGACCGACAAGAUGACAAGAUCAAAGCGCCGACGCAGCGCUUCGCCGACCUGGAGGAGCUGCACGACUACCAGGGCCGCAAGCGCAAGGAGUUCGAGGACUACAUCCGCCGCAACCGCAUCAACAUGAACAACUGGAUGCGGUACGCGCAGUGGGAGCUCGAGCAGAAGGAGUUUCGGCGCGCGAGGUCGAUUUUUGAGCGCGCGCUCGAUGUCGAUAGCACGUCUGUGGUCUUGUGGAUUAGGUACAUUGAGUCGGAGAUGAAGCAUCGGAAUAUCAAUCAUGCGAGGAAUCUGCUGGAUCGCGCCGUGACGAUCCUGCCGCGCGUGGAUAAGUUGUGGUACAAGUAUGUGUAUAUGGAGGAAACGCUGGGGAAUAUCGAUGGCGCGAGGGCCGUGUUUGAGCGCUGGAUGUCGUGGGAGCCCGACGAGGCGGCGUGGUCGGCGUAUAUCAAGAUGGAGAAGCGGCACGGGGAAAUCGAGAGGGCGAGGGCGAUAUUCGAGCGGUUUACCAUGGUACAUCCCGAACCCAAGAACUGGAUCAAGUGGGCCAAGUUCGAGGAGGAGAACGGCAGCAGCGAUCUGGUUCGGGAGGUCUAUGGCACAGCGGUGGAAACAUUGGGCGACCAUUUCAUGGACGAGAAGCUAUUCAUGGCGUAUGCGAAGUUUGAGGCAAAGCUAAAGGAGGUGGAGCGAGCGAGAGCCAUCUAUAAAUUCGCCCUGGAUCGCAUGCCACGCGCGAAAUCCGCAAAUCUACACAAGGCAUUUACGCAGUUCGAGAAGCAGUAUGGCGACCGCGAAGGCAUCGAGGACGUCAUAUUAUCCAAACGGAGAGUGCACUACGAAGAACAAGUCAAGGAGAACCCCAAAAACUACGACGCCUGGAUCGAUUUCGCCCGGUUAGAAGAGACGUCUGGCAACACGGACCGCGUGCGCGACGUCUACGAGCGAGCCAUCGCCCAGCUCCCACCGACUCAGGAAAAGAGACACUGGAGACGAUACAUCUACCUCUGGCUCUUCUACGCCGUCUACGAAGAAACCGUCUCCGGCGACAUUGAGAGGACGCGGCAGAUCUACCAAGAAUGCAUCAAGCUCCUGCCCCACAAACGCUUCACCUUCGCCAAAGUGUGGCUCAUGGCCGCCCAGUUCGAAAUACGGCAGGGCCAACUGACGACCGCGCGGAAAUACCUGGGCCAGUCGAUAGGCAUGUGUCCCAAGGAUAAGCUGUUCAAGGGGUACAUUGAGCUGGAAAUGAAGCUCUUCGAAUUCGGCCGCUGCCGCCAACUCUACGAAAAGUACCUCGAAUGGAACCCUACGAAUUCGCAGGUGUGGAUCAAGUUCGCCGAGCUGGAGCGCGGGCUCGACGACCUCGAUCGCACGCGCGCCAUCUACGAGCUCGCGGUCGAGGAGCCGCAGCUCGAUAUGCCCGAGCUGGUGUGGAAGUCUUAUAUUGACUUCGAAGAGGAGGAGGGCGAGUACGAGCGUACGCGGAAACUGUACGAGCGGUUGCUGCAGAAGACGAGCCACGUCAAGGUCUGGAUCAGCUGGGCGCAAUUCGAGAUUAGCGUCCCGGACGCUGGUGCGGAGCAGCAGCAAGAGGGCGAGACGGAGGAGGACAGACCCGUCAGCGACGAGGCGAAGGCGCGGGCACGCAGGAUCUUUGAGAGGGCGCAUAAGACGAUGAAGGAGAAGGAUCUGAAGGAGGACCGAGUGGCGCUGCUGAAUGCAUGGAGGGACUUCGAGACGACGUACGGGUCUGCCGAGGAUGUGGAGAGGAUCGAGAAGCAGAUGCCGCGCAAGGUCAAGAAGAGGAGGAAGCUGGAUGACGAUUCGUUUGAGGAGUACCUCGAGUAUGUGUUCCCGGCCGACGACGAGAGUGCGGCCAAGUUGUCCAAGUUUAUGGCGAAUGCGUACAAGUGGAAGGCGGCGCAGAGUGCGGGGUCGUAGGUGAUGGAGGUGUUUGGAGUGCUGGAGCGACUAUGGUACAUGCGAAGUUGCCUGUGGUAUAAUGAUUGUUCUCGAAAGUAGUCAUAG